AUGAAGAAGUUGGGAUUAUUUAUAUCGAUCUAUCUGCUCCAAUGUAUCUACGUCAAUGGGCAAAUCCAUUUUGCUGGUAGCUGCCCUAACCCCACUCCUAUGGAAGAUUUCGAUAUUGUAAAAUUUGCAGGUAAAUGGUACGAGAUAGAAAGAACUUUUUCUAUUUUUGGAUUUCCGUGGAAUUGUCCGACAACUCAAAUUACAAUAACGGGAGAAGGAGUAGAAAUGGAACGAGGAGUCUUCGCUUCUACGUUAAGCGCUAAUCACUAUAAUCGAAUUGCACUAGCAAAACUGAACGUACGAGACAGAAGGCAACCAGCAAAAAUGGAGUUCAGAAUGCCAGGAAUUACUGAACCGAUAAAGUAUUACAUAAUGGAUACAGAUUACGACAAUUACACGUUAGCAUGGGGUUGUUACGAGGCGAGUAAUUUGAGAGGGACAUUCGGACAUUUUGAAUAUAUUUGGUUAUUGUCGAGGACACCAAAAAUGGAUACGGCCGUUCAGCAAGAGUUAUAUACAUUGAUGGACGAUAGAGGAAUUCGUAGACUACGUUUGACCAGAAAUAGAAUGGAUAACUGCGAAGAAAAAGUGAAUUAAUUUAUUAAAAUCCACUUUAUAUUUAUUUAUUUAUAAUUAAAAUUAUUCACACGUUUCUUACUGAAUGGUAUAAUGAUAUAA
Messenger RNA from Centruroides sculpturatus (bark scorpion), 678 nucleotides. Its product is annotated as apolipoprotein D-like. The transcript has 5 exons. Gene Ontology annotation, biological process: tissue regeneration; lipid transport; brain development. The record is from RefSeq and is a predicted model, not a curated record. NCBI's taxonomy places the organism in Eukaryota, Metazoa, Arthropoda, Arachnida, Scorpiones, Buthidae. The coding region runs from base 1 to 597 and encodes 198 amino acids. Gene Ontology annotation, molecular function: lipid binding.